Molecule: messenger RNA, 506 nt
Organism: Mercenaria mercenaria
Lineage: Eukaryota; Metazoa; Mollusca; Bivalvia; Venerida; Veneridae
Exons: 5
Coding region: 36-506 (156 amino acids)
Biological process (GO): peptidyl-histidine methylation, to form tele-methylhistidine
Molecular function (GO): protein-L-histidine N-tele-methyltransferase activity
Source: RefSeq, a predicted model, not a curated record
AAACCGGAACCACGUGUUUUUUGUUUAUUACGAAAAUGUCAUUUACAUUUAACUUUCCAAACCCUGUAGAUAAUGAUCAGACAGGUGUGAACGAACAACAUGGGGCAGAAAUUCAGGAUGGGGGAACUGAACAUGUUGAAACAUUCAGAGAAAUACUUCCGUCUGAUAUAGAGCAGGUUGCAGAUAUACCCCAACAGUCUUAUCAGUUGUCAGAGAGUGUGUGUAUACAGUGUGUAGAUAGUCAGGCAGUAGAAAGAAGACUUUGUGACAUAAAAGGAUCUUCAUGUGGGGUUACUGCAGCAGCUAAACAACAUUCAGAUCUCAUACCCAAUGUUUAUGAAGGUGGAUUAAAGGUUUGGGAAUGUGCAGUAGACCUUGCAAAAUAUCUCCAGAAAUGUGACAUAAAGUUCCACAACAAAAAGGUGCUUGAGCUUGGGUGUGGUGCCGGAUUACCAGCUAUUUUAGCAAUGUUGAAUGGUGCUUCCUGUGUUCAUUUUCAAGACUAA